Messenger RNA from Jaminaea rosea, 748 nucleotides. RefSeq lists its product as hypothetical. NCBI's taxonomy places the organism in Eukaryota, Fungi, Basidiomycota, Exobasidiomycetes, Microstromatales. The record is from RefSeq and is a predicted model, not a curated record. Bases 160 to 666 code for a protein of 168 amino acids. The transcript is spliced from 3 exons.
CGCUUGUGACGCACGCUCGCACGGGUCCACGACGGGUAGAUUCUGCGGGGACCCGACGCGGUGAGUGGAGAAGCGUCAACAAGGCUUGCCAUCCUCGCCAUCAUCCUCACACCUCUUAAGAGCCCUUCCAACCACAUUUCUACACUUCAUAUCGCCGCCAUGCCAUCAUCAAAGGGAGAGCCUACCGACCCUCAACUUCGAGAGAGGAUCAAGGAGCAGAUCAAGAAAGAAGCUGGUGGCGGCUGGGCUGCGUGGUGUGGCGCAAAAUUAGCCAAGGAGUAUGAACGACAAGGAGGUGGCUACAAGAACACGCCAGACAAUCCCAACAAGCCGAAGAAGGGCACGCCCGAACCCAAGGAGGGGGAGAAUCGCGCCGCAGGCGGAGCCGCACAGACGGCCAAGAGGGAGAAGAAGGAGGCGGAGGGUAAGAAAGGAGAUGGGGAGAAGCCAGACAGCAAGCAGAAGCCCUCCUCAUCAUCCGCCCAGAAGAAGGACGCCGGCAAGAAGCGCGAAGCCAGUGCCAAGGCCGAUGGCGCCGAGGAGCCCAAGGAGAAGAAGCAAGGAGGCUGCCCCGAAGGAGAAGAAGGCAAAGGCACCUGCCAAGGAGCCCACCAAGGGCGAGAGGCAGCAGCCCAAGCGUGGCGCAAAGAAGUAAGCUCGCGAUGAGAGGCGUCAAGACUUGUUGUACUUUGUUGUCUAUACACGAACAAUCGCUCGCUCAAUUGCAAUGCAAACUAUACUCUUCGUA